AUGGCUUCUGUUGAUCCUUGGAGAUUAUCUAAUAACAUCCAUGUGGUUCUCUUUCCGUUCAUGUCAAAAGGCCACACAAUCCCAAUCCUCCACCUAGCCCGGCUCCUCCUCCACCGCCGCAUCACCGUCACCAUCAUCACCACCCCCGCCAACCUCCCCUUCAUCUCCGCCUUCCUCUCCGACACCAGCGCCUCCGUCCUCCCCCUCCCCUUCCCGGACAACCUCCCCGACAUCCCCUCCGGCAUCGAGAGCACUGACAAACUCCCCUCCAUGUCCCUCUUCGUCCGCUUCGCCAACGCCACCAAGCUCAUGCAACCCCACUUCGAACAAGCCUUGAACUCCCUCCCAAACAUCACCUUCCUCGUCUCGGACGGGUUCUUGGGCUGGACCGUGGACUCCGCCUCCAAAUUGGGCAUCCCAAGACUGGUCUAUUACGGAAUGAACAACUAUGCCAUUACCAUAUCCGCCGACGUGGCCCAAAAUCGGCUUCUUUCAAAGCUCAAUUCAGACGACGAGCCAUUCACAGUCACUAGCUUUCCUUGGAUCCAACUCACAAGAAACGACUUCGAGCCACCGUUAUCUGACCCAGAUCCCAAUGGCCCAAAGUUCGGGUUUAUAAUGGAGCAAGCUAAAUCAACAACGGAGAGUUAUGGGCUUUUAGUAAAUAGCUUCUACGAUCUGGAGCCACAAUUCGUGGACUACGGGAAUUCUCACUGGCAGCCCAAACUCCUGUGUAUUGGGCCUCUCUGUUUGGCCCAAGAACUCAAGCGCAAAUCAGAACCAAAGCCCAAAUGGAUUGAUUGGCUAGACAGAAAGCAAGAACAGGGGAGCUCUGUUCUUUACGUGGCGUUUGGCUCUCAAGCAGAGAUAUCAGAAGCACAAUUACAUGAAAUUGAAGUUGGUUUAGAGAAAUCAAUGGUGAAUUUUUUGUGGGUUAUGAAGAAAAAAGAGGAAGAACUAGGAAAUGGGUUUGAAGAGAGAGUUAGAGAGAGAGGAUUAAUAGUGAGAGAAUGGGUUGAUCAGAGGGAGAUACUUGGGCAUGAGAGUGUGAAGGGGUUUCUGAGUCACUGCGGGUGGAACUCGGUGGUGGAGAGUAUAUGCGCGAAGGUGCCGAUACUGACGUGGCCGAUGAUGGCGGAGCAGCACCUGAAUGCGAGGAUGGUGGUGGAGGAGAUAAAGGUGGGAGUGAGGGUGGAGACUUGUGAUGGGUCGGUGAGAGGGUUUGUGAAGUGGGAAGGGUUGGAGAAGAUGGUGAAGGAGUUGAUGGAGGGUGAGAAGGGGAAGAUGGUGAGGAAGAAGGUGGUGGAGGUGGGUCACGCGGCGAAGAGAGCUAUGGAGGAAGGUGGGUCUUCAUGGAAGGAGUUGAAUGAACUUAUCAAUGAGUUACAUGCAAUGAGACUUGUACCUCACUGAUUAUUUGUGUACUUGUAUAUUUUGAAUAUUCUAUCUAAUUAUAGCCCUUUUUCUACUUCUAAAUGAGAUAAUAAUUAUAUUAAUUAAGGAGUAAUAUAGAACUAAUACGAGAUCGAAAUCACUGUGGAAGAAAGAAGCAAUUUUUUGGUGUUUGAAAAAUAUAAAUUUACACACAAUUUAUUUAAUCCGAUAAAGCCAUUGAAGCUCAUUUUUUGUUUCAUUUUUUGUUUUUAAAUGAUAAAAUAAACACACAUUCUUUUAAUAACGUCUAGCUUAAUUUUUUUUUUUUAACUGAUAAAAAUAACUAAAGUGUAAAUGUGUCUGUAAGAGAC
Cornus florida is the source of this 1745-nucleotide messenger RNA. RefSeq names its product UDP-glycosyltransferase 90A1-like. Bases 1 to 1413 code for a protein of 470 amino acids. The record is from RefSeq and is a predicted model, not a curated record. Gene Ontology annotation, molecular function: UDP-glycosyltransferase activity. The transcript has a single exon. NCBI's taxonomy places the organism in Eukaryota, Viridiplantae, Streptophyta, Magnoliopsida, Cornales, Cornaceae.